GGGAGUGUGUGGAGGAUACACUCAUUCCAUCAGAGGCAGAGUGUGUGUGUGUGAAGUGUGAGUACAGAGUGUGAAGAUGCUGCAGCAGGUGAUGCGCGUGUCAUGGAGGGGCGUGUCCCCGGCGAUUAAGUGGGUGGAGCCUGUGGCGGAGGUGAAGACUCUGGAUCAGAUGCCCGGACCGUCAGCAGUCAGGUUCAUCUGGGAUCUGCUGGCAAACCGAGGGCUGUCCAGACUGCACGAACUGCAGCUGGAUGGUCGGCGGCGGUUCGGGCCGAUGUGGAAAGCGAGUUUCGGUCCGGUUCUAACGGUACACGUCGCAGAACCGGAGCUGAUAGAGCAGGUGCUCAGACAGGAAGGACACACACCCAUGAGGUCAGACAUUUCCUCCUGGAAAGACUACAGAAAACACAGAGGACACGGAUACGGCCUGCUGACAGCUGAGGGGGAGGAGUGGCAGAACGUUCGCAGCCUUCUCGCCAAACACAUGCUGCGUCCCAAAUCAGUGGAGGCGUACGACAGCACACUUAACGCUGUAGUGACCGACCUGAUCACUAAACUCACUCUACGCAAACAACAAAAUCCUCACGGAGUCAUCAGUGACAUCGCAGCAGAGUUCUACCGCUUCGGCCUGGAAGGUAUUUCCUCGGUACUGUUCGAGUCCAGGAUUGGCUGUUUGGAUGCAGUGGUUCCCGUGGAAACAGAACGUUUUAUCCAGUCCAUUAACACGAUGUUUGUGAUGACGCUGCUCACCAUGGCGAUGCCGGCGUGGCUCCACCGGCUUUUCCCCAAGCCGUGGCGAACGUUCUGUCAGUGCUGGGAUUACAUGUUCCAGUUCGCGAAAGGCCACAUCGACCAGCGCCUUAAAGAGGAAGAGGAGAAGCUGGAGCGUGGACAGGAAGUGGAGGGGCGAUAUCUGACCUACUUCCUGUCUCGAGCUGGAAUGCCGAUGAAAUCUGUGUACAGUAACGUGACGGAGCUGCUGCUCGCAGGAGUCGAUACGAUCUCCAGCACGCUGUCCUGGUCUCUCUACGAACUGUCCCGCCAUCCUGAGAUCCAGGAGUCCCUGAGGUCAGAGGUCAUGAAGGUUCUGGGAGACAGAAGAAUCCCGACAGCAGCUGAUGUAGCAGCCAUGCCUCUGAUGAAGGCCGUCAUUAAAGAAAUCACCAGGCUGUAUCCUGUAAUUCCCGCUAACGCCCGAGUCAUCACAGAUCGGAAUAUUACAGUCGGAGGCUACAUCAUUCCCAAAAAGACGCUCAUCACUCUGUGUCAUUACGCCACGUCGCGUGAUCCGGCUCAGUUUUCAAACCCGAACUCGUUUUUCCCGCAGCGGUGGAUCAGUCGUGAUGAAGGGAAUCACCCGUAUUCGUCUGUUCCCUUCGGAGUUGGCAAACGCAGCUGCAUCGGCCGCAGAAUCGCAGAACUGGAGCUGUACCUGGCACUCAGUCGGAUUUUACUGCAUUUCGAGGUGAAGCCGGAUCCGAGCGGCCAUGAGGUCCGACCCAUGACCCGAACUCUCCUGGUUCCAGACAGAGAAAUGAAUCUGCAGUUCAUCGAGCGCUGAGUCUCUGCACACAGCAGCAGAAACAAUGCUGUAAAGAGUGUGUUCCAGUCCAGCACUGUGUGUGUGUGUGUGUGAGUGUGUGUGAGUGUGUGUGUGUGUGUGUGUGUUUGUGCUCACAUGGUGCUCACUUCACCUUGUCUUCUGGAUCUGGAACAGAAUAGGAGCUGAAGGAAACUCUCAGAGACGAGUCCUGUGUGCGACUUCAUGUAACGGCCAGUCAGUUUACAUCUGUGCUUGUGGAGGGUCUUCUGGUGGACACGGCCCUCUGGUGGACACGGCCCUCUGGUGGACAUGGCCCUUUGGUGGACACGGCCCUCUGGUGGACACGGCCCUCUGGUGGACAUGGCCCUUUGGUGGACAUGGCCCUCUGGUGGACAUGGCCCUCUAGUGGACCCGGCCCUCUGGUGGACACGGCCCUCUGGUGGACACGGCCCUCUGGUGGACACGGCCCCCUAGCAGCCUCUGAGUUCCUCUGAGUUCUGUGGAGCAGUGAGCUGAUCCUGAUGUCUCUUGUUCCUUGAACUGUUUAUAAAAUGUGAAAUUAAAUGUUUCUUGUCAUUUCAUGUGACUGAAAUCAGACUGUAAAAUCAGACGAGGCAGAAAUCCUUCAUGCAGCACUUUAUUCACUCACACGUGUGAUGAUAUUAAUGUUCAGGUACUGGUGCUUAAAAACCACGCUUUCACGUCAGUCAGGUCUGUUACUCUUACUCUUACUGUUAUUAUACUGUUACUAUAGUGUUACUCUUAUUAUUGUUACUUUAGUGACGCUGUAGUGUUACUCUGCUGUUACUGUUAUUGUUACUGUUGUUACUGUAGUGUUACUCUGUUGUUACUCUCUUGUUGCUGUAGUGUUACUGUUAUUAUACUGUUACUGCUAUUGUGUUACUGUAGUGAUGCUGUAGUGUUACUCUGCUGUUACUGUAGUGUUACUCUGCUGUUACUGUAGUGUUACUCUGCUGUUACUGUAGUGACGCUGUAGUGUUACUCUGCUGUUACUGUAGUGACGCUGUAGUGUUACUCUGCUGUUACUGUAGUGUUACUCUGCUGUUACUGUAGUGUUACUCUGCUGUUACUCUGUUGUUACUGUAGCAUAAUUGUAGCAUUAGUGUUACUGUACUGUUACUCAUCAGCUGAGCUUUUUGUACUUUUUAAUGCUUUAUAAUAAAUUUAUUUUUGUUGUUUUUACUAAUUAAAGAGUAAUAAUGGUAAUGAAAAUGUGCAUAAAAUAACUGCUUCUGGUGAUUUUAAUCGCAGUAAUAAAUGUAUAUGUGCAAAUAACAACAUUUCUUGUCUUUAAAUACAGACUUAAAUCAUUGUAAGUAAAUGCAUGUGUCAGACACUGAAGAACUUCAUAAACUCUCAUUAUGUUACUAUAAUGUUCAUGAAUAAGACUUUAACUUUAACCCAGUUGUGUGUGACGCAGAGUUCUGAUUAAAUACACACACUAACAGAGUGAAGUCACAAAGAAACCCCAAAAGGUUAACAUGCAGUG
Messenger RNA from Pangasianodon hypophthalmus (striped catfish), 3053 nucleotides. It is a transcript of the gene cyp27b1, whose product is annotated as 25-hydroxyvitamin D-1 alpha hydroxylase, mitochondrial. NCBI's taxonomy places the organism in Eukaryota, Metazoa, Chordata, Actinopteri, Siluriformes, Pangasiidae. Gene Ontology annotation, cellular component: mitochondrial inner membrane. Gene Ontology annotation, biological process: glucocorticoid biosynthetic process; cellular response to peptide hormone stimulus; cholesterol metabolic process. The record is from RefSeq and is a predicted model, not a curated record. Gene Ontology annotation, molecular function: iron ion binding; monooxygenase activity; heme binding. The transcript has 9 exons. Bases 77 to 1561 code for a protein of 494 amino acids.